UCUCUUUUUAAAAGGAAGCUCAAUUCUGCUGCUAGCAAUGCAUCCUGAGAGGUGGCUAUUUUGGUGUUACCCUGCUUUCUGUGUGUGGGCAUUCAUGUUCACAUCCUUGAUUAAAGGUACCACAGCCUGUGAAUCGGAGGAACGGUUAUUUCACAAACUCUUCUCCCAGUACAACCGGUUCAUCAGGCCAGUGGAAAAUGUGUCUGAUCCUGUCACAGUGUAUUUUGAGGUGGCCAUUACCCAGCUUACAAAUGUGGAUGAAGUCAAUCAGAUUAUGGAAACAAAUUUGUGGCUAAGACAUAUUUGGAAUGACUACAAAUUGCGAUGGGAUCCCAGAGAAUAUGAUGGCAUUGAAUUUGUUCGGGUACCAGCAGAUAAAAUAUGGAAACCAGAUAUUGUCUUGUAUAAUAAUGCUGUGGGAGAUUUUCAAGUUGAAGGCAAGACCAAAGCCCUCCUUCGCUAUGACGGAAUGAUUACCUGGACCCCACCAGCUAUUUUUAAAAGCUCCUGUCCUAUGGAUAUUACCUUUUUCCCAUUUGAUCAUCAGAACUGUUCACUGAAAUUUGGCUCAUGGACCUAUGACAAAGCCAAAAUUGAUCUUCUGAUCAUUGGAUCCAAAGUAGAUAUGAAUGAAUUUUGGGAAAACAGUGAAUGGGAAAUAGUUGAUGCUUCUGGCUACAAACAUGAUAUCAAAUAUAACUGCUGUGAAGAGAUCUACACAGAUAUAACAUAUUCCUUUUAUAUUCGAAGGUUGCCAAUGUUUUACACCAUAAAUCUGAUCAUUCCCUGUCUCUUCAUUUCGUUCCUGACUGUGUUAGUUUUUUACCUGCCAUCUGACUGUGGUGAGAAAGUGACUCUUUGCAUCUCUGUGCUCCUUUCUUUGACUGUAUUUUUACUGGUGAUCACAGAAACAAUCCCAUCCACAUCUUUAGUAAUUCCCCUCGUAGGUGAAUAUUUACUCUUCACUAUGAUAUUUGUGACGCUGUCAAUUGUCAUCACAGUGUUUGUCUUGAAUAUACAUUACAGGACUCCAACCACACACACAAUGCCCAAAUGGGUAAAAGCCAUCUUUCUUAGCUUGCUCCCCAAAGUCCUGUUGAUGCAGAGGCCACUAGAACAGCAGAAAAAAAACAUCUCUAAAAAAACCAAGAAAGGAUCAGCCAAUAUGUUGUGCAAGUCAAAGAGCAGCAAACACAAAGAUACCAAAUUAUACAAAGAGCAGCGAUGCAGUCACUGUGAUAAGGCAACUGAACUCAGUGCCACCAAAAGAAGACAACUGAGCCAUCAGUCACUGAAAUGGGUGGCAGAGCACAUGGAGUAUUCCCCAGAAGUGAAGGAUGUCAUUAGCAGCAUUCAGUUCAUCGCAGAGAACAUGAGGUCUCAAAAUGAAACCAAAGAGGUGGAAGAUGAUUGGAAAUACGUAGCUAUGGUAAUAGACAGAGUAUUUCUCUGGAUAUUUAUAAUCCUUUGUGUGUUCGGGACUGUAGGGCUCUUUAUCCAGCCGCUAAUAGCAGAUACAUAACUUCAUCCACUGCUUUUU
Molecule: messenger RNA, 1540 nt
Organism: Charadrius vociferus (killdeer)
Lineage: Eukaryota; Metazoa; Chordata; Aves; Charadriiformes; Charadriidae
Gene: CHRNA6
Product: cholinergic receptor, nicotinic, alpha 6 (neuronal)
Exons: 6
Coding region: 38-1522 (494 amino acids)
Biological process (GO): regulation of membrane potential; signal transduction; monoatomic ion transmembrane transport
Cellular component (GO): synapse; neuron projection; postsynaptic membrane
Molecular function (GO): transmembrane signaling receptor activity; acetylcholine-gated monoatomic cation-selective channel activity
Source: RefSeq, a predicted model, not a curated record